Dalotia coriaria is the source of this 1349-nucleotide messenger RNA. RefSeq names its product acidic mammalian chitinase-like. The transcript is spliced from 5 exons. The coding region runs from base 69 to 1238 and encodes 389 amino acids. Gene Ontology annotation, biological process: chitin catabolic process; carbohydrate metabolic process. The record is from RefSeq and is a predicted model, not a curated record. Lineage: Eukaryota; Metazoa; Arthropoda; Insecta; Coleoptera; Staphylinidae. Gene Ontology annotation, molecular function: chitinase activity; chitin binding. Gene Ontology annotation, cellular component: extracellular region.
AAGUAGGCAAACUUUUAGUAUAAAAAUACAAGUUGCUGUAUGCAUGCCACCAGUUAAAAAAAUCAAUCAUGGCUCGCUUUGUUCUACUUCUGGCUGCCUUAAUGGCAAUUGCCUGCUCCACAUCAGCCCAACCAAGCAGGGUUGUGUGUUAUUAUGGAAGUUGGGCGGUCUACCGCCCUGGAGAUGGAAAAUUCCCUGUUGAGAGCAUAGAUCCUCAUAAAUGCACCCACGCCGUUUACGGUUUUGUUGGCAUCAAUGCCGACGGAACCAUUAGGAUCUUGGACUCCUGGAACGAAAUUGAUCUCGGAGCAUUGAGGCGCUUCAACGAAUUGAAGAACCAGAACCCAAAUCUGAAAACACUCAUCGCCAUUGGUGGCUGGAACGAAGGAUCAACUGUAUUCAGUCAAGUCGCCGCCAGCGCCGAUUUGCGCCAAAGGUUCGCACAAGACGCUCUUCGUUUCAUCAGGGAGCACGGAUUCGAUGGAUUUGAUCUUGAUUGGGAGUACCCUGGACAAAGAGGAGGAGUACCUGAAGAUAAGCAAAAUGUCAAUUUGAUGCUCCAAGCUAUAAGGAAUACUUUCGAUGCAACUGGCCAGAAGUACUUACUCACUGCUGCUGUGGGUGCAGCUGAACGCUCAGCAUCUCAGUCUUAUGACAUUCCUGCGUUUGCCGCAAACCUUGAUUUCAUCAAUUUGAUGGCCUAUGACUUCCAUGGUGCUUUUGAUGGUGUAACUGGGCAGAAUGCUCCUUUGUAUAAUAACGACGACAUGAAUGUUAAUGCUGCCGUCCAAUAUUGGCUCACUCAAGGUGCACCUGCUGACAAACUGGUUCUUGGUAUUGGUGUUUAUGGCCGCAGUUUUACUGUCAGCGACCCAGGAAGCAUCGGUCAAAACAAUGGUAUUGGUCAUCAAGCCAGCGCAGGAAAUCCAGGACCUUUCACUAGGGAAGCUGGUAUCUUAGGCUAUAAUGAGAUCUGCCAAUUGAUUCAACAAGGCUGGACCCAAACUUGGAACGAGGAACAACAGGUUCCAGCUAUACACCAAGGUAACCAAUGGGUUGGUUACGACAACGAGCGUUCUAUCAAAUUGAAGGCCGAGUAUGCCGCUUCUAAGAAUCUUGGCGGUGCAAUGAUCUGGUCUAUUGAUACUGAAGAUGUCUUAGGCACAUGCGGAAGAACCUAUCCAAUCCUUUCCACCAUCAACGAAGUCUUUUUCGGAUCUUCCAAUGCCCACUAUUAAACGCCCACCGAACUCAGACCUCAGCACCUCAGUAGGUAGAAUUACUAGGAAAGUAAUAUUGCUGUACUCGUAUUAAUGUUAAAUAUAAAAUAAAGUUGCUUAUAAAGUAAA